UGAUCUUGACCGCCUUACUUCCUUAAAGUGUAAACAUUGGAGCUAGCAGACGAGUGAGAACUCACACAGUAGGUCAUGAAGGAAGAAACACGCCUAGAGCAGUGUGUCUGAAGCUGGAAAAAUUGCCCGUCUGAAGCAGCUUUAAACUGGAACUGUUUGCGUUGUGGGAAUGGGUUCCCUUCCUCGGUAUUCCAAAUGGAGAAUAAAGGGAGCGACGAGGUGGAAAAACUGAAGACUAAGUUCUGUUCAGUGUGGAACAAUGUGAAGUACAGUUGGGCUCUGAAAUCAAAGACUUUAUUCAGUAGAAAUUCUCCGGUGCUGCUACUUGGAAGGUGCUACCACUUUAAGGCUGACGAUGAUGGCAGUGCAGAUGAAGCUAGUUGCAGAGAACCAGAGGAAGGCUUCAGCAUGGGGAAUGUGGAGGCUUUCCGGAAAGACUUCACCUCGCGUGUGUGGCUGACCUACAGGGAAGAGUUCCCCCCGCUGCCGGGCAGCACUCUGACCACUGACUGUGGGUGGGGCUGUUUGCUGAGGGCCGGUCAGAUGAUGCUGGCUCAGGCUCUUGUUCUGCACUUCCUAGGCAGAGACUGGACCUGGUCCGAGGCGCUGACUCUUCAGCCUUUAGACACAGAGACGUGGACGGCCUCCGCCGCCAAGCGCCUCGUCGCCUCUCUGGAGGCUUCACUGCAGGGCUCCCCUAAAAACUCUGACAGGCAACAUUCUGAGCCCCAAAGUUCGUCCCAGGGUUCUGCAGAAGAGGCAGAAGCACAUUUAAAGGAGAUGUACCACCGCACAAUAAUCUCCUGGUUCGGGGACACUUCUUCAGCUCUUCUGGGUCUGCACAGGCUUGUCCGCUUAGGCCUGACGAUGGGAAAAAAUGCAGGGAACUGGUAUGGACCAGCUGUGGUGGCACACAUCCUCAAAAAAGCUGUGGAGGAAGCCAUGGAUUCUGGCUUGGCGGGUAUAACUGCCUAUGUCUCCCAGGACUGCACAGUGUACAGCGCUGAUGUCGCCGACUGUCACAAGCCGCCGAGUGCCAGGCAGGCGUCUGUGAGUCCUCCUAUAGCGGGAGGAGGCCCUUCUAAAGAAGACCAACCAGGAUCUGCUUCCAUCUUGCCAGACAGUCAAGCCGUAAUCAUCCUCAUCCCUGUAAGGCUGGGAGGAGAGAAGAUAAACCCAGAGUAUUUUGAAUUUGUAAAGAACAUAUUGAGUGUGGAGUACUGCAUAGGCAUCAUUGGAGGAAAGCCCAAGCAGGCUUGCUACUUUGUGGGAUUUCAAGAUGACAGCUUGAUUUACAUGGAUCCUCAUUACUGUCAGUCUUUUGUGGAUGUCAGCAACGGCGAUUUCCCUCUCCAGUCAUUUCAUUGCCCCUCACCAAAAAAGAUUCCAUUCACCAGGAUGGACCCAAGCUGCACGAUUGGCUUCUAUUCCAGAAGUCUUCAAGACUAUGACAGAAUCAGGGAAGAGCUGUCCAAGCUGCUGCAGCCAUCGACAAAGGAGAAAUAUCCGGCUUUCACUUUCGUGCAAGGUCACGGCAGAGACUAUGAUCUGUCAGCAGGCCUGACCCCGGAGAAACUAGAAUGGCCUUUCAUCCGCAGCCCGCCGAGAACGGUCACCACGGCCGGAGACUUUGUGCUGCUUUAGCUGCCAAAUGGAAAAGACUAUGAGUCAAAACACUUGUAUUCCAAGGAUUCACGCAUGAAAACCCUAACGUACACUUUAUAAAAACUUUAAUGCACAGUUUUACACUAUGCACAAAAGUGCCACUUACUGCCAAGACGUUUGUGAAUGACACGCAAGAAGACGUUCUGGUGCUAUACUUAAUCUAACAAUCUAGCAUUUUUGAAAUAUUAGCACGAACAAUAAUUUGGUCCUUUGUUUUUGAUCCUUAUUUUAGGUAGGUUUUCCAUAGAGGCCAUAAAGAUGACUUUUGUAACAUGUACUAUUGUUAAGUUUUGGAACAUUUUCUAACAUAAAUUUCAUUAGGUUUCAAGCUUUCUGAAAGACUGAACAAAACAAAGAGAAUAUAAAAGAUAAAAGGUUGAUUUAUAAAAUUAUACACUUUGUUUAAACAUUGGAUGCUUUUCAUGUUUGAUUAAUGGGUGUUAGUUUCAGUACAAGAUGCAAGGUGUUUAGCACUAAAAACACGAUUUUAAAAAAUUGCUACUAUUGGGAAAGAAACUGCCUGCCAUUUUUUUCACGUUGAUUUUUAUUUUUUAAAGUUGAACUUUGUUUGAAGUUUAACCGCUCUCAUCCUGGAGCUGCUGAUUUUUUUUUUUGGAUUUUUUUUUUUUGGAAAGAAUAUUUGAUCCCGCCUGAUUAAUUCUGAUGUUUAAAGAGAUUUUACAAAUGACACCAAUCAUUUCUUUUUUGUAUUCUAGAGUUAUUUGUUUCAUACACUGCACAGUUUUGUUUGUCUAGGUGGAGUAGAUUUCUGUAUGAAGGUGACCUGUUAAAGCAAAAGUUAGAAAUGGAAAGUUAUGGAAUUAAAACAAAAAUGGGGCAUCUUUCACAUAAUUAAGAUUCUUUUUGUUCUAUAUGGAGUUUUCAAGAAUUUCUUUUUUUUCUGUAUACUUGGUAAUUCUGACAAUUUCAUGCAGCUUUUUUUGACAUUUCAUGUUAUGUCUAUUCUUCCAUUUCUUGGUUUUUUAUAACUUAUUCUCAAUCAGAGACUGCACAAUCCAUAACAGCAAUAAACCUCUGGUAAAUAAGUACACCAGAGAAAGGAUGCUUUCGUGCUGCAAACCUCAUUCAAGCUCUGUUUUUGGUCUCACUUUUUCUCUGAAUUGUUCUCAUGUACUUUUGCACUGUGCAACACCUGCAGGGCUUGUGUGUUUGUAGAAAUAAAUUUGCCAAAUGUUUUGAAAUGCCUUAGCAGUAAAGCCUAUUAAAAGCCAUAGUGUCUCAUUGUU
Molecule: messenger RNA, 2912 nt
Organism: Oryzias latipes (Japanese medaka)
Lineage: Eukaryota; Metazoa; Chordata; Actinopteri; Beloniformes; Adrianichthyidae
Gene: atg4c
Product: autophagy related 4C, cysteine peptidase
Biological process (GO): C-terminal protein lipidation; piecemeal microautophagy of the nucleus; protein delipidation
Cellular component (GO): cytoplasm
Molecular function (GO): protein-phosphatidylethanolamide deconjugating activity; cysteine-type endopeptidase activity
Source: RefSeq, a predicted model, not a curated record